GGUGUAGCCGUCGGGUCACUUCACAGUUGCCAAGCCGAGUUUGACUGAGCUUGGUCUGAGUUGGAUUUAUAACUUGUGUCGUGGAGGAGGUUACUGGUGGCUUUUCCUGUUUCUUCGGUCUUUUAUGUGAUACAAACCGUGUUGCUGGGCAAAUCGAUACCGGAGUGUUCGCGGGUUCUCCCGAUGCUUUGCUUGGGCACAUCAGGAGUGUAGUUGUUAUCCCCGGGGAUCUGCAUGACAAACUCGCCGGAUGGUAACACUUCCCGUGCACAUCCCCUGAACACAAACAGCGCUGACCAGGGAGAGCAGGGCGUUUAAAUGGAUCGCCAACCCAGCCUCAUAGCUAUCUGGCUGCAACUGGAGCUGUGUGCCAUGGCCAUUCUGUUAACGAAAGGUGAAAUCAGAUGCUAUUGUGAUGCCCCACACUGUGUUGCAACUGGAUAUAUGUGCAAAUCUGAACUGAAUGCCUGCUUUUCAAGGCUACUCGAUCCACAAAACACAAAUUCUCCUCUGACACAUGGUUGUCUGGACUCUGUUGCUAACACAGCAGAUCUCUGCAAAAUGAAGACUUUACAGAACCAAACGGGCACUACUGCGGCGCUCAAAUUGGAGUGCUGUCAUGAAGAUAUGUGUAAUUACAGAGGCCUGCAAGAUGUUCUUUCUCCUCCCAAGAUUGAUACAUCAGGCACUGGGAGCAAGUAUCAACAUGAAAGCACAAGGAACCUCAUCACUAAGGUUCAAGAGCUUACGUCUUCAAAAGAACUAUGGUUUAGAGCUGCGGUAAUUGCAGUCCCUAUAGCUGGUGGACUGAUCCUUGUUCUUUUAAUUAUGCUUGCGCUUCGGAUGCUCCGUAGUGAAAACAAAAGGUUACAGGACCAGAGGCAGCAAAUGCUUUCUCGGUUGCAUUACAGUUUUCAUGGACACCAUUCCAAGAAAGGCCAAGUAGCUAAAUUAGACUUGGAAUGCAUGGUCCCAGUGACUGGACAGGAGAACUGUUGUCUGACUUGUGAUAAAAUGAGGCACACAGACCUCUGCAAUGACAAAAUCAUCUCAUUAGUUCAUUGGGGAAUGUACAGCGGUCAUGGGAAGCUGGAAUUUGUAUGACCGUCUUUAAAAUGAUGGACCCAAUUGAUGGAGGACUUUUUUUUUGGAUCUGCUGAAUAGGAGCACUUUAUCUUUUUUGAAGACAUUAAGCUCAUCCUCGGGAGGGAGGAGCUUGGACCUUUGCUGAGUGAAGGAUUCCAAAAAGAUGUCUUAUUUGCACAGACUCUGUAUUUCUUUUUAACAUUGCAAGAUGUAGAGGUUGUACACACUGUCACUGAAGUUUUCUGAACUUUAGGAAGUUGAUAUUUGUCAUUGAAAUACUGUUCACAAUGUACAAAUUCCUAUAUAUGUUUAAUGUAAAGAUUUUUUCAAAUAUAUAUUUUGUCUGGAAUAUAA
Molecule: messenger RNA, 1440 nt
Organism: Bombina bombina (fire-bellied toad)
Lineage: Eukaryota; Metazoa; Chordata; Amphibia; Anura; Bombinatoridae
Gene: BAMBI
Product: BMP and activin membrane bound inhibitor
Exons: 3
Coding region: 319-1104 (261 amino acids)
Biological process (GO): negative regulation of transforming growth factor beta receptor signaling pathway; transforming growth factor beta receptor signaling pathway; positive regulation of canonical Wnt signaling pathway
Molecular function (GO): frizzled binding
Source: RefSeq, a predicted model, not a curated record